Enterobius vermicularis (human pinworm) is the source of this 927-nucleotide messenger RNA. The record is from the annotation of a GenBank genome assembly. Lineage: Eukaryota; Metazoa; Nematoda; Chromadorea; Rhabditida; Oxyuridae.
AUGAUCGUUCCAUUGAUACGGCUAAACAUUUUUUUGUCAGGCGGAAUUGGUAUCACAGCAAAUUUUAUUGUACUGAUAAUUUGUUUUGCAACAAAACCAGAUAUUUGCAAAGAAUCCAGAUUUAUUAUUAUUUUUCAAACACUUCAUGCUUUAUUUACAAUUUGUGUUAAUAUUGCAGCACAACUGACAUACUGUGUUGAAAAGGGUAAUGUUACAAUCGCUGCUGUUGGAUGGUUGGUAAAACUGUUACCAACACAGGUGAUUGUCUGGUUUUUGUAUAUGUUUCAUUUUCUGUUGGCUGUUGGCGUUCUAACAUUUCAUAUUGGUUUUGGAUUUCAGUUCUGUCGAAUUUGCAGAAAACGACUUUUGGGUAUACGUUAUGAAGAACAGAAUAUUCCACGAUUGUAUGUAUUUUGGUCAAUGAUUGCUUUAAUAAUAGAAGGUAUAAAUGCUCCUACAAUGCAGGUGAUACAUACACCCAGUUCACCAUGUUUUUAUCACGCUCAUGAGGCAUUUCAGUUGAGGCGUCAAAAGAAGGAUCAGUGGCGCGUAAUUUUUUUCGUUUUCUCGCUUAUUAUCGGUGCAUUCAUUUCGUUGAUUAUUAUUGCAUUUACAUCUGUACGAAUUUUGCGUAAUUUAAAUUUUCAAAAUUUUCGGCAACGUACCAGACGUCUUCAAAAGAAAUUUACUCGAAUGAUGUUAUUACAGGCAGUUUUGCCGAUGAUUGCUGUUAUUUUACCAUUUUUGGUUUAUGCUUGGACGCUUGUGGUACCUUUAGAAAUUGGUAACUACGGUUCACUGUGUAAUGACGACAGUAUCGUUAGACUGAAUGCUACUGCCACUGUUGAUGCUGUAGUGGAUUACGUGCUAAAAGUAGGUAAAAUGUUGCCACCAAAUAAUCUGCUGUGUAAAAUUCCUAGUGAAUAG